AUGAACUUGGAAAUCGCUGUAACUGAUGAAAUGGUUGCAUUUGCAAAAGAGAUUCAACCACAUCAUGUGUGUUUCGUGCCAGAGAAACGUCAAGAAAUCACCACAGAAGGUGGUUUAGACGUGCUUGGGCAUUUUGAAGAUGUUAAAGCUGCGACUCAGGCAUUAACUGCAAUUGGUUGUGAUGUAUCUUUGUUUAUUGAUGCUGAUUUUGCACAAAUUGAUGCUGCAAUUGCUUGUGGUGCACCCACUAUUGAAUUACAUACGGGUGCUUAUGCAGACGCUAAAACUGCUGAAGCUCAACAGAUUGAACUCGAAAGAAUUAUUAAAGGUACUGAGUACGCCGCAUCUAAAGGUUUGGUCGUUAAUGCUGGUCAUGGUUUGAAUUUGGACAAUGUGGCUGCAAUUGCUGCAAUUCCUCAGAUUCAUGAACUCAAUAUUGGACAUUCGAUUAUUGCCGAAAGUGUAUUUGUUGGAUUGGAACAAGCUGUAAAGGACAUGAAGGCCGCACUUCAUGCAGCUGGCUGUGAAACGCCAAAGGCAUGGUUGGAUGAGGCAUUGAACAAUCUCCCAUUGCUCAUGCAGGAUCAUGCGAAUUGUGAAAAGAAAGCGGCUGGAACAGCAAUGAACUUGAUGUUUCGCUACAGUUUUUUUACCGAUUUGCAGAUCAAAUUAGCACAACUUGUGCGUGAAGAAAUGUUGCAUUAUGAACAAGUGUUAGAGUUUAUGACCAAGCGUGGUCAAGAAUGGAAAGGUCUGAGUGCAGGUCGUUACGCAGGUGAUGAUGAGCUGGGACGUUAUUACCGUUACUUGUUGAAAUCUGAAUCUCGCCACUAUGAGGACUAUUUAACUUUGGCUUUAGAUGUUGCUAAAACUGCUAAAUUAAAAGAUCCAGAAGAAGAUAUUCAGCAACGCAUCGAAUUGAUUCGUGAAGUGGAGAAGGAUUUGAUUUUAACGCCUGAUAAGACUUUUCGUUUCCAUAGCGAUGGAACUGUUGCUUUAAGCAGUUUCGAUACCUGUCCAGCCUGCAUCUGGAUAACGCUCACCCUGUAUCUGGUUAGGUGCAAAAAGCUGAUCAAGUUGUAG
Molecule: messenger RNA, 1083 nt
Organism: Oppiella nova
Lineage: Eukaryota; Metazoa; Arthropoda; Arachnida; Sarcoptiformes; Oppiidae
Source: the annotation of a GenBank genome assembly